Messenger RNA from Histoplasma mississippiense, 1521 nucleotides. RefSeq lists its product as hypothetical. NCBI's taxonomy places the organism in Eukaryota, Fungi, Ascomycota, Eurotiomycetes, Onygenales, Ajellomycetaceae. Bases 1 to 1521 code for a protein of 506 amino acids. The transcript has 3 exons. The record is from RefSeq and is a predicted model, not a curated record. Gene Ontology annotation, cellular component: nucleus.
AUGGCGCCCCCUACAGAUGAGGAUAUCGAGUGGUUUAGGUCUACAUUUCGUCCUAUUCCUAAGGCCCAACUGCCAGAUGAUUGCAUUGAAUAUUCCUUAUAUUGCGUAUCCACCAGCAACGUCGACAGCACUGAAGAUGCUGAUUUAAUUCGUAACCGUCUCACCGAAGUGCAGAAAGCUGCAGCCGAGCUCGUGAGGGCGUUCUUAAAAGACUAUAUAUGGCAGCGCGACAUCUUUAUGUUGGAAAUGAUAAGAGAAGAUGGAUUGAAUUUACUUCGCGGACGAACUGAAUAUGGAGACUCAAUAGAGGAUGAAUGGGUUAUUGUCUAUAUAUUGCGGGAGUUGACGCGACAGUUUGAUGAUUUAUGGGUGAAGGUCUCAGACAGUGAUGGUGAAUUUUUGCUGGUGGAGGCCGCACCAACAUUGCCAUCCUGGCUUGAACCGGACAUUGCAAAUCAUAGAGUUUGGAUUCAUAAGGGUCGACUGCUGAUCAUCAAACCAGAGAAAGACAAGAGAUCUAUUCCUAAACCACUAACAUUCCGAGAGGCAAGGAAAAUAAUUGUUGGAGAUCCUAGGCGACUAAUGCACUCACCAACGAUAGAAGCUGAAGCGUUUUAUCGACUUCGCAAUUACCCGACGCAAAUCGCUGACAACCUCCACACAUCCCCAAUUACCAUACCGCGGAAACUUGCGUACAUCCUACAUAUAAAACCAGCUUAUAUAUCCCCAGCAGUGGACGCGUUCUAUAUUAGGGAUCCGAUAUCCUUAAGACCUUUAAAAUCAAAGGACACAAGUGCGUUAAUAUUCAAACCAGAGGAUUUAGUCACCGUUAGCGUCCGCUUUACGAGGGUUGGGUACGCACAAUUAAAAAGCCAGGAUUUUGAACUACCUCCAGCUUGGAAGGGCAAACUACCGCCUGAAACCCCGAAAUCGAAUUAUGCUCGCGCUGAAAUGGGGGUAAAGGUUACCAGUGGAUUCGAAAUGUUGUUGUCAGACCCUCAAAACCAGGAUAAAGUAGCAGCAAGGGAAAUAAAACUCAUACUCGAAGAUAUUGAAUCUGGAGAUGACAAAUUACCUACGAAUGACGAAAUUGAAUCGACCUGGGAGAAACGUGAAGAUGACGAGAAGUGGCUCGAUAUAAACUUUGAGGACCUCGAGCAGGAGCUGAAAGGGCGACAUGGGGCAGACAAAAGUGAUAAAUCUGCCGGCGCAUUUGGUGACCAAGCUGCCCAAGAGAAUCUUCAAAGAAUAGUGGAACGAUUCGAGCAAUUUUUGAAUGACGACCGCGCUGGCCUUGAUGGAGCCGAUCUUAUCGACGAGACGGACUCCGAUGAUUGUGACGUUGAUACUGACGAUAUCAGUAGCGACGGUGAAGAUAAGGAAGUAUCAUUCGAUGAGGAUGAAUUCUCGAAGAUGAUGCAAGAAAUUAUGGGACUUCCUACGAAACCGGAAGGGAAUGCCCGGCCCAAGAGGAUGAAGCGAUUUGAAGAGUUGAACUCAGACGCCCUUCUAUCUGGAUGA